AUCAUCUGAUUUCACUGCAGCACUUCCAGCUGCCUGCUGUCUUGGAGGUGCCUCUGCCUCACGUGGGAGUGCAGUGGGUUACCUUAAAGGGAAAAAUCUGAUGAAACCACUUCAAGAACUUGUUGUUACAUGUGAUAUCUUAAUGGAAUUUACCAGAAUAGAGCGGAGAUUCCUGACCUAGGAUCUGGAGCAGACCUGAAAGAAACCCUUAUUCUUCAGGGUGAGAUUACCUCUCUCCAAAGAAGCUGUAAAUACCAGGAAAAAAAACAAGGUGUUUAAGGUUUUCACUCAGAAGGAAUAAGCARAACCAUGGCAGAAUUCACAGGUUACAAGGAGACAUCGAAUCGCCACCUACGAUUCAAAUUGCAGAGUCUUAGUCGCCGCCUUGAUGAACUGGAGGAAGCCACCAAGAAUCUGCAGAAAGCAGAGGAUGAGCUGCUGGACCUCCAGGACAAGGUUAUCCAGGCAGAGGGCAGCAAUUCCAGCAUGCUGGCUGAUGUCGAAGCUCUGCGGAAAAGAGUGCUCAAGAUUGAAGGCAAGGAUGAAGAAAUUAAGAAGGCAGAAGAGCUUUGCCGCUUAAUGAAAGAAAAGCUUGAAGAGGAAGAAAGCCUCACCCGAGAACUGAAGGCAGAGAUUGAACGACUUCAGAGGAGAAUGGCAGAGCUGGAGAAGCUGGAGGAAGCCUUCAGCAGAAGCAAGAAUGACUGUACCCAGCUGUGUCUUAGCCUUAAUGAAGAAAGGAACUUAACCAAAAAGAUAUCUACGGAGCUAGAAAUACUUAGAGUGAAAGUGAAAGAGCUUGAAGCAUCUGAAGAUAGGCUAGAUAAAAAUGAGCAGAGCUUAACGGGUGAAUUAGAAAAACUGAAAUCCUUAGCACUGAGCUUUAUCAGUGAACGAAAACAUUUUAAUGAAAGAGAAAAGCAGAAUGAAAAAAUAAUCCAGGAACUAACGCAGAAACUAGAGCAAAACAAUAAACUAAAUAGGGUAGAUCAAACUAGAAAUGCAUCUAACUUGCUAGAAAGAUCGUCAAAUAAUCUCAUGGAAAGAAAUGAUUUGAGAAUUGAAGAUGACUUGUCGCCAGCACUGUCCUCUAAAGAAACCAGGAGGAAGGGAAGUGUGGAUUACCUAAAACGUGUAGAAAAUGAAACCAGGAAUAARUCAGAAAACCAAAAGAAUAAAAAUCAGGAAGACAACAAAGUGAAAGAUCUGACCCAGGAAAUUGAGAAACUUAAAACACAGAUCAAGCAUUUUGAAUCUUUGGAAGAAGAACUUAAAAAAAUGAGAGCCAAAAACAAUGACUUGCAGGACAGUUACUUGAGUGAGCAGAAUAAAAACAAACUCUUGAUUGGUCAACUAGAAGAAAUAAAAAUGCAAAUCAAGAAACAGAAAGAUUUGGAAAAUGGAGAGGUAGAAAAUGAAGAUACAAGCUUUUCUAGCAGGGGGAAGCACGACAGGCCUAAAUACAGAGGUAUCACAGCUGACCUGGCAGGUACCAAGCACAAGGCAAGGGAGCUUUCACCCCAGCACCGACGGGAACGAAUGCGCAACAGAGAUUUCUCCUUCAGUAAUGACAGCUACRGCCACGGGGGUAAGCAAGUACCCAGCCCAAGCUUAGUGACCAGGAAAGCAGGAAAAGCAUCCAGUGCAUCUACCCUCCUAGAUGCUACUGUCACAGAUACAAAAAGACUAGAUGAGAAAUGUUUAGCUUCCGCUUUUUCCUCUGGUCAGAAGGAAGGCUGUGCCACACCGAAUGAGGUGAAGAGAUCAAAGGAGCAGCCAUCUGUCCUCAGUCGAUACCCUCCGGCUGCGCAUGAGCAGAAAUCUUGGAAAGCCCCUUCCAAACCCCUUAACGACACGGGCCUCAAGACCAAGGUCGAGAAGCCCUAUCAGAUGCUCCGGGGCAACUGCCCAAACAACUCUGAUGCACGAGAUGAAAAGCUAAGCAAAGGAGAAUUAGUCUGUUCUGUGCCUGAGAAGCUAAAAAUGAAUCAGGCAGAAGCUGCUGACUCUGCGGACAUGCCCAAGGGUAAUCACCCCUCUUCCAAUGGAACUGCUUCAGCUUACCGGUAUCACCUCCCUUCCCAGACAUCACCCUCAGAUCCCAUGAGCUCUAAAGCAGAGGGAACAAACAUGUUUGCUGCAUCUCACCGGCAGUCCUCAGAGGGGAGGCCUAAAAAAGCAAUAGACUCCCAUGAGAAAGAUGUCACAGACACUUUCCUUGAAAAUUCAAAGCCUUCAACAUUAAUAAAGCGUUCGCAUCGCUCAAGGAGUCAAGAAGACAUUCUGCAGAUUCUUUCAGGUCUUGAUAAAGAAGACACAGAACAGUCUGCAACUUCAGGAACAGAUCCUAUAAACACUGUCUUAAAGACAGAUCCACAAACCAUCCAAAGUAGUCAUGAAAAAAGUAAUUCAGAAGAAGAAACAGGAAGAAACAGAAAAGCAACCACUCAGUUGGACUUUGAGACAAGAAAGAAAGCCAAUUCCAAAGAGUUCUCCAAUUCCAGGGGAAUUUUUAGAGCAUCUGUUUUUGAAAAUGACAAGAAUACUGUAAAUGAUGAAGAAUCCACCAAGUCUAUUAAAACAUCCGAUACCAGCACAGGCGGAUUUAAAUCCAGGCGGUCAUUCAGCCCAAGAGAAGCCCUGAGGUCAAAAGCCAUCAUUAAACCUGCGAUCGUUGAAAAAGACAUGAAAGCAGUAAUGGGAGAGACUCUUGGUGAGGCAGAGUCAGAAAAGCAGAGAAGUGUUUCCAAACCCACGACAAAUAAAAUGACAAGCAGUAUCACCAUCUUCCCUUCUGAGCCAGCAUCCUCCAGGACUAGUGUAGACGUAGCAAUAAAAGAAAGGCAUGCUACCACCAGCAGCAUCAACAAAACUGCUCUGAAAUUAUCGGAGACAGACAGAACUGGAGAUUCAGCUCUGAGAAGCAGAGCAGAAACAGUGGUCUCAAGAAGCAGCAUUACAAUCAAGCCCUCUGAACUCCAGGAAAAGAACAGUGAGACAUCCUCAGAGACUAUCAGCUGGAAGAACCACGGCUCUGUAGACACGGGUUCAUCAGAAACAAAGCACGUCACUGUGAGAAGUUCUUGGAGAACAAGACAAGGCUUACAUUCCCUGGACGACUCUCAAGCCAAAGCAGAGAAAAAUGCGAUUUCAAGUAGUACAAAUAAGUGCAAAUCCUCUGUGGAUCUCUGUGAAGCUGAAGGGACCCAUGAAAGAACAAACUCACUUCAGCAGAGCUCAGCACGGGUGAGUGCCGUGGUCGAUUCUUCGAAUGGCUCUGAACUGGGCUCCCGAAGGACCAAAAGUAACUUAAGUGCCUCGGAGCUUCUAACACGGCGGAGCUACAUCAGUGAUCCUGCAGUGGCUUCUCCUUGGCACAGAACUGCAUCGUCUGAGGAAAGCAAAGAUUUUGUGCUUAGUUCCAGAAGAAAACAGUAYGGCUCCUCAGAGUAUCUUUCCCAGGUUGACACAGCAGGGAAAAGGACACCCUCCAGAAUGGACCUCCACGACGUGGAAUCCAGUUCCCGCACGCAGCUGGGAAUCGCAGCAGAGGAGCAGGGCAGCUCCCGAUCCUGCCGGACAACAUCUAGGAGAUGAAUUAUAUUCCCUUGCACCAAGUGAACACUCUGCGUAGCGGAGCAAGAAACAGGAUACGAGCAAGCUCACCGGUGUCACACCUGCUCUGGGACCCCUCCAGAGGCUUCAGCGAGCCUGAAAGCAGGUUUGCGAGGCCCAGGAGCUUUAUCAGUGAAUUUUCCUUCAUUGCUGAAGAGGCAGCUGCAGAGACUUUGCUCAGGGGACUCCCACUUUUCAUCUCUGUACCUGCAAUCCAAAAUUUCUCCRUAGGGUGAUAAGUGGAUCUCCCUGUGGAAACCUUGAGUGCACUGGCACUCUUUCAAGCUGAACUAUGGUACUCCCCGGAAAGUGAUAACUCCUCGUUAAUCACUUCAUUUAGACACGAUGCCAGCAGGAUACCCGUGACCGUGCUGCCCAUGACAGCUGCCCAAAUCUCCACAACUGAAAGCAGYGAGUUCCUAGCGAGUUUACGCUCCUCUGAUGCACCUGUCUUCACCUGAGUUGCCCUCACCACUGCUACCCAUCUCCAGCAGCCUCGGUCUGUGGGCAGGAACGUACAUCCCCAGUAGUUGCUUUACCCACCAACACGAGAAGGGAAGGGGAGCAGAAAUUGCUCUUCAGAACCAGUUUCCUUUCCAUCUGUCUCAGCCUCUGUAGGCUGAGACCUCACGCUGAGCCCAACGAGCAGCAGGUUGCACCACAGCRAAUCCUCCUCCUGCCUUGCACCAGGACACAUUUUUUGUUCCCCAAACGUCGUGUCCAGCCAACU
Nothoprocta perdicaria is the source of this 4345-nucleotide messenger RNA. It is a transcript of the gene LUZP1, whose product is annotated as leucine zipper protein 1. The transcript has 4 exons. The record is from RefSeq and is a predicted model, not a curated record. Bases 310 to 3597 code for a protein of 1095 amino acids. NCBI's taxonomy places the organism in Eukaryota, Metazoa, Chordata, Aves, Tinamiformes, Tinamidae.